Metarhizium brunneum ARSEF 3297 is the source of this 585-nucleotide messenger RNA. RefSeq lists its product as uncharacterized. The record is from RefSeq and is a predicted model, not a curated record. NCBI's taxonomy places the organism in Eukaryota, Fungi, Ascomycota, Sordariomycetes, Hypocreales, Clavicipitaceae.
AUGUUUAAUUGGGAGCGGUUUGAGGCAGAUUUCGGCCACGAUGGCACACAAACCAUCAAGCUCGAGGACGCGGAGCAAGCUGUCGCAGCAAGGGCAGGAGAUACAACCUACGUGUCAACAGGAGAGGGAGUAGCAGAAUACGACCCAUCUGUGUGCGAUGCCCAGGGACGUCGCGAGAAGAAGCAGAUGCCAAAGAGGAAGGAAACGGACGCAGCCGAGCGCCACAGAGCAGCGGAUCAAGGACCAGAAGGCAGAGAACUGCAGGGCGAGCAAAAGAGGCCAGCAGUGAGAGGCGGAAUGGCUCCGAUUAUCGAACAAGGCACAGCUGCGGGUAUCCCCUCGCGCGCGUGUCAAGAAUUCGAUGCGCCCACGAUGAGCUCCGCGAAUGCUGCCCACGGUGGAAUGCUCCCCGCGGCAGGGGACGGUUCUACGUACGUGGAACCAAACCUGCUUGGUUACUUUGACUCUGGGUUUGAUGCGUACGUAGGGUACGACGGCGCAGACAGCUACAACGAGCCGGGCGUCCGGGCGGGAGGACAGUUGUUUUCCGACCAGUUGGAAGACUUGGGGUUUGGGGUGGGAUAA